CUCUGUAAAUUAAUGGAUUACAUAAUCACUUGGUCGAAAAGAAAUUUGGAUUGUUCUUGAUUCAACGGCGCUGAUUGUGCUUUUAUUCGUAUAACUUGGCUUCGAGUUUUUCAUACAGUUGAUUUUCUUUGUUGCCGAUGUCAUUUUCAGGUUACUUUGGGUAAAAGUUGAAUUUGAAGAAGUAAAGGAAACUUCGAAGAUCUUGUUUGACUGUUCCGUGGCGGCAGAUUGUCAAAUGCGCUGUUAAAUUGCAUUUCUGCACGCUGUAUUACGCGGUUCUCGUCGGUGUCGAUGAAUCUGCAUUUUAGGUCUCGAAUUUCGCACGGAUGUCGGUUUGUUUUGGUUCGAUAAUAGCUGGAGCAUGAAAAAGCGAAAUCACGUUUCGAUUUCGGUACGUAAAAAUUGUUUAGUUUCGGGAAUCCAUUUUUUUCCCCUAUAAAACCCCGAUUGAAUUCGAUUUAGAAUCAAACUGUUUAAAUCCGGAAGCUCGAAUUCUGGUUGUGCAAGUUCGAAAGAAGAAAAUGGUUGAUACUAUCGACGGAAAUAGCCAUACAAAUGGCUCAAUUCAGGAGGAGAAGCUUGACGAUCUUCGUCGUCAAUUUGGAAAAGCCGAUGGGGAUCCACUGAGGAUCGUCGGCGUUGGAGCUGGUGCUUGGGGCAGUGUCUUCAUUGCCAUGCUGCAAGAGAGUUAUGGUCAUUUGAGAGAGAAAGUUCAGAUAAGGAUUUGGAGAAGACAUGGACGAACAGUGGAUAAAGAAACUGCAGAGCAUUUAUUUGAAGUGAUAAAUUCAAGGGAAGAUGUGUUGAGAAGAUUGAUUAGGCGAUGUGCAUAUUUGAAAUAUGUGGAAGCGAGAUUAGGUGACAGAACUCUGUAUGCAGAUGAGAUAUUGAAAGAUGGGUUCUGCUUGAAUAUGAUUGAUACGCCUCUUUGCCCUUUGAAGGUUGUCAACAAUUUGCAGGAGGCUGUGUGGGAUGCUGACAUUGUGGUGAAUGGCUUGCCUUCGACCGACACCCGUCAAGUGUUCGACGAAAUGCGUAGGUAUUGGAAAGAGAGAUUAACGAUGCCUGUUAUCAUUUCUUUAUCAAAGGGUGUGGAGGCUGAGUUGGACCCUCAACCACGGAUAAUAACUCCUACUCAGAUGAUUAACAGCGCAACUGGAGUUCCAUCGGAGAACAUUCUUUAUCUUGGUGGACCAAAUAUUGCCUCGGAGAUUUACAAUAGGGAGUAUGCCAAUGCUCGAAUUUGUGGAGCUGAAAAGUGGAGAAAACCCCUGGCAAAGUUUUUGAGGCAACCCCAUUUCAUUGUGUGGGACAAUGGCGACCUUGUUACCCAUGAAGUAAUGGGCGGAUUAAAGAAUGUCUAUGCCAUUGGAGCCGGAAUGGUGGCAGCUUUAACAAAAGAGAGUGCCACCAGCAAAGCUGUAUACUUUGCACACUGCACUUCGGAAAUGAUAUUUAUUACUCAUCUAUUGACUGAAGAACCAGAGAAGUUGGCGGGACCUUUACUGGCUGACACUUAUGUUACUCUAUUGAAAGGCCGUAAUGCGUGGUAUGGGCAAAAAUUAGCUGAAGGAAAGCUGAGCCUCGAAAUGGGUGAUAGCAUCAAAGGCAAGGGUAUGAUUCAGGGGGUUUCUGCGGUGAAAGCAUUUUAUGAAUUGCUCAGUCAGUCCAGCUCGAGUGUUCUACACCGUGAAGAUGAAAAGCCUGUUGCUCCAGUUAAGCUUUGCCCAAUUCUAAAGAUGCUCUACGGUAUACUAAUAACAAGGGAGUUUUCAGCAGAGGCCAUUCUCCAAGCCCUGAGGGACGAAACGAUAACCGAUCCUCGAGAUCGUAUCAAGAUUGCACAAACUCAUGUUUUCUAUAAGCCAUCGCUUCUCGGACAGCAACUUUAACAGCAAUGGUCUUGAGCAACCUCUUCCUUCUUUUGUGUAGUCUUGUUCAUGUUCACUUGGAAUGUAGACCUUUAAGGAGAGAGCAUUUUUUGUUGGGUAUAUUUUCUUUGUAAGAGAAUUUUUGUAGCGUAUAAGGUUUGGUUUUCCCUUUUUGCAUAGGGUAUUGAAGAUUGAAAAUUGCCGGAGAUAAUGAUGGAGAGAAUAUACCUUAACUAUUUGAAAUAUGCUCGAGUUAACUUUCA
Molecule: messenger RNA, 2134 nt
Organism: Cucurbita pepo subsp. pepo (vegetable marrow)
Lineage: Eukaryota; Viridiplantae; Streptophyta; Magnoliopsida; Cucurbitales; Cucurbitaceae
Product: putative glycerol-3-phosphate dehydrogenase [NAD(+)] 1, cytosolic
Biological process (GO): glycerol-3-phosphate catabolic process; carbohydrate metabolic process
Cellular component (GO): cytosol
Molecular function (GO): glycerol-3-phosphate dehydrogenase [NAD(P)+] activity; NAD binding
Source: RefSeq, a predicted model, not a curated record